AAUCCCGAUACAGCAAUGCUGAGUGUUCACAGAUCGAACAAGGAUCUCGCCUUCCUCUUCCACCCUCUCCCCCUGUGUGGAUUUCGUCGUGAGAUCCUGUGAUCGUUCGAAGGAAAAAUGUUUAAAUUCUUGAAGGGCGUCGUCGCCGGAUCUGGAACGGGACCGAAAGAUCUACCUUACAACAUCGGAGAGCCAUAUUCCUCUGCUUGGGGCUCUUGGACUCACUAUCAUGGAACCUCUAAGGAUGAUGGUUCUUUAGUUUCAAUAUUCUCUCUCUCGGGAAGUAGUUCCCAGGAUGGACAUUUAGCAGCUGGUCGCAAUGGCGUGAAGCGUCUUCGCACGGUCAGGCAUCCAAAUAUUUUAUCAUUCCUUCAUAGCACUGAGGUUGAAACUUCUGAUGGUUCUGCUACAAAAGUUACCAUCUACAUUGUAACUGAGCCUGUUGUGCCACUUUCAGAGAAGAUAAAGGAAUUAGGUUUAGAAGGUACACAGAGGGAUGAAUAUUAUGCAUGGGGAUUGCACCAGAUAGCUAAAGCUGUGAGCUUUCUCAACAAUGACUGCAAACUUGUUCACGGUAAUGUGUGCUUAGCCAGUGUUGUCGUGACACAAACUUUGGACUGGAAGCUGCAUGCUUUUGAUGUGCUAUCUGAAUUUGAUGGAAAUAGCGCUUCUACUGGUCCAAUGCUGCAAUACGAAUGGCUAGUUGGCUCACAAUACAAAUCCAUGGAGUUGCUGAAGUCUGACUGGGCAGCAAUCAGAAAAUCUCCACCAUGGGCCAUUGAUUCUUGGGGGUUGGGUUGUCUUAUUUAUGAACUUUUCUCUGGUACAAAGUUAUCAAAAACAGAGGAGUUACGGAGUACUGCUUCCAUUCCGAAGUCUCUACUUCCAGAUUACCAGAGGCUUUUGAGUUCCAUGCCCUCUCGGAGAUUGAAUACUUCAAAGCUUAUAGAAAACAGUGAAUAUUUUCAGAAUAAAUUGGUAGAGACCAUACAAUUCAUGGAAAUUCUGAAUUUGAAGGACAGUGUUGAGAAAGACACCUUUUUCCGUAAGCUUCCAAACCUGGCUGAACAACUACCUCGCCAAAUUGUGCUGAAGAAGUUACUUCCUUUACUGGCUUCUUCUCUAGAAUUUGGUGCAGCUGCUGCCCCUGCCUUAACUGCAUUGCUAAAAAUGGGUUCUUGGCUUUCGACUGAAGAAUUCGGUGUCAAGGUGCUGCCAAGUAUUGUCAAACUUUUUGCCUCCAAUGACAGAGCUAUUAGAGUCGGCCUUCUUCAACACAUUGAUCAAUAUGGAGAGUCAUUAUCCUCUCAAAUUGUAGAUGAGCAAGUUUACCCUCAUGUUGCCACUGGAUUUGCUGAUACAUCUGCUUUUCUUCGGGAAUUGACGCUAAAGUCGAUGCUUAUUUUGGCUCCUAAAUUAUCUCAGCGCACUAUUUCGGCAUCUUUACUCAAGUAUCUUUCAAAGCUACAGGUGGAUGAAGAACCAGCUAUACGAACAAAUACUACCAUUCUGCUUGGGAAUAUUGCUGGUUAUCUUAAUGAGGGGACAAGAAAGAGAGUUUUGAUUAAUGCAUUUACUGCUCGUGCAUUGCGUGAUACUUUCUCUCCAGCCCGUGGAGCAGGAGUUAUGGCUUUGUGUGCAACGAGUUCCUAUUAUGACGUAACCGAGAUUGGAACACGCAUUCUGCCCAAUCUUGUUGUACUUACCAUUGAUCCUGAUGGGGAUGUUCGGUCAAAGGCAUUUCAAGCAGUUGAUCAGUUUUUGCAGAUGGUAAAGCAGUACCAUGACAGGAUAAAUACAGGAGAUACAAGUGGACAUUCAAACUCUGGAAUCUCGGCAAUACGUGGAGAUGCAGGUCUACUUGGAUGGGCCAUGAGUUCCUUAACAAAGGGUAAAGUUUCUGAACAUGCUCCAUUGGCUCCAGCAAAUGCUAACACCCCUCUCACUUCCGUGGCCUCCACUGCCAGCUCAGUAGGUCUGGAUGCUCCUGAUACAGUCCCUGUCCGUUCAAGUUCAAAUAAUGACUUCACAGAUCAACCUGUACCCUCUUCUCCAACUUCAACAGAUGGCUGGGGAGAAAUUGAAAAUGGGAUUCAUGAAGAAAAUGACAGUGAAAAAGAUGGGUGGGAUGAUAUUGAGCCACUUCCUGCCCUUGUAAACAUCCAAGCUGCUCAAAAACGGCCAGUUGCACUUCCAAAACCUCAAGUUACAAAUGUUAGGCCCAAAAAUACAGGAAAGGCAUUUGUAGAUGAAGAUGAAGAAGAAUUCUGGGAUUCUAAGGCUGCACCUACUCCAAAAACAUCCAAACCCUUGAAUAAGCCUGCAGCAUCAGCUGAUGAUGAGUUGUGGGGAGAUAUCGCUGCUCCCCCACCAAAAACAAUUGCAAAACCUUUGACUCUUGGCAGAGGUCGUGGAGCCAGGCCUACUCCGAAAUUAGGAGCACAAAGGAUAAACCGCACAUCUUCAUAAGUUUGAAAUGAGAUUGCAAGCAUAGUGGAGGAGUGAUUGACAAAGAAUGGAUCUGGGUGGUUUUUUUUAUUUUAUCUUGGUUUUUUUUUUAUUUUUUAUUUCUGUUUUCCUCUUUUGGUGGGAGGGGGCAUUCAGGCGUUCACCCAGCCUUCAGUUGAUGAGUUUACAUCCCAUGUCCAAAAUAGUUGUAACAUUCUUUUCACACAUUUGAUUUUGUAAAUUUUCAUUUCGUAGUAGUGUAUUAUAGGAGGGUUAACUUCUUAUUGUGAUGUCUUCUGAAAAUUUGUGUAAUUUUUUGUAAUGGAGGAUCAUUUCAGUGAAC
Messenger RNA from Telopea speciosissima, 2791 nucleotides. Its product is annotated as probable inactive serine/threonine-protein kinase scy1. Lineage: Eukaryota; Viridiplantae; Streptophyta; Magnoliopsida; Proteales; Proteaceae. The transcript has 21 exons. Bases 118 to 2469 code for a protein of 783 amino acids. Gene Ontology annotation, biological process: protein phosphorylation. Gene Ontology annotation, molecular function: ATP binding; protein kinase activity. The record is from RefSeq and is a predicted model, not a curated record.